CGAACAUCAUGGACACGGUUGCUUUAACGUUGCGGCGCGUUUGACCUGGCAACAAGGAAACCGGCCAAAGGACACCAUUUUAUUCUCCUCCUUCAGUCCCACCUCGCCAACCGCAUUCGAUACAGACCCAACCCUCUCAACUGAGCGUGCGGAAAGCGUGUCUGUCUGUCACGACAACCUCACCCCACGCCCUCUCUGUCACUUUUGCUUCUUCACUCUGUCAACUGAAGGUUCCUCCACUGCCUCGCCGGCGUUCACAACCUCUAAUACUCUUCCAAAAUGCGGUUCAACUUUUCUCGAACUCUAAUUAUGGUGCUGAGCAUCCUACCAUUAGUUUUCGCUCAAGACUACUACAAAAUACUAGGAGUCGACAAAUCGGCCUCCGACAGAGACAUCAAGCGCGCAUAUCGUACGCUGUCCAAGAAAUGGCAUCCCGACAAGAACCCCGACAAGCCCGAAGCUACCGACAAGUUCCGCGAAGUAGCCGAGGCCUACGAGACGUUAUCGGACGCCGAGACCCGCAAGCUAUAUGACCGCCACGGCGCCGAGGGUCUGAAACAGCACCAACAGGGCGGCGGCCGCCAGCAACACCACGAUCCCUUCGAUCUCUUCUCGCGCUUCUUUGGCGGCGGCCACUACGGCGGCGGAAUGCAGCGUGGCCGGGACAAGGACGUCAAGAUUGCCGUGCCGCUGCGCGACUUCUACACCGGCGCUCGAAAGACCUUUUCUGUCGAGAAGCAGCACAUAUGCAAUGAGUGUCAGGGAAGCGGGAGCACGGACGGACAUACCGAGUCGUGCAACGAGUGCGGAGGCCGCGGAAUGCGCAUCGUCAAACAUAUGCUCGCCCCCGGAAUGUUCCAGCACGUGCAGAGCGUGUGCGAUAAGUGCGGCGGACAGGGCCAGAUCAUCAGCCACCCCUGUAAGGUGUGCAAAGGCCAAAAGGUGGUGCGCGGGGAGGCUACAUUCGAGCUCGACGUGGAGAAGGGUGUGCCGAAGGGGGAGACAGUGGUCUUCGAGAAUGAAGCCGACGAGAGUCCUGAAUGGAUCGCGGGUAACCUCCGCGUUCAUCUCGAUCAACUGGAUCCGGACGGAAAGGUGGACCCAGACAAUGUGGAUGAGGUGGCGCAUGGCCCUACCGACGGCAUGUGGUUCCGACGGAAGGGUGUCGACCUAUACUGGAAGGAAGCCCUCAGUCUUCGGGAGGCUCUCCUCGGCGAUUGGGCCAGAAACCUCACGCAUCUCGACGGACAUCUGGUUAGACUGGGAAGGAAGUUGGGAGAGACCAUCCAGCCCAACUUUGUCGAGAGAAUAAAGGGCGAGGGCAUGCCCAUCUGGAAGGACGAGGACGAUAAAUACGGCGAUCUAAUUGUCGAAUACCAGGUUAUCCUGCCAGAUCUGAUGGAGAGCGCCAUGAGGGCGGACCUGAAUGCGGUUUUCAACAAGUGGCUGGAUAAGAAGACAGGAAGCAGUGGAGAGGGCGAGUCACCGGGGGGUUUAUUGGGUCCGUUGGCAGGACAAACCGUGACGAUCUGGCGGUGUAAAGAUCUCCCUCUGACAGAGCUUGUUCCUGCUGUUUCAGCCUUUUUGCUUGCAAUGGUGGGUGGAAUGUUUUUGUUUCGAAGGGGCUAAUUACAUAUUUACAAUGAGAAUGGGAUGGAUCAUGCGAGGGGGGCCAACUUUUGUGUAUUUUAGGAAAGGGUUCCGGAUUCCCGCUGCAGGAGCUGAUGGUUUGUAUCCAUCCAUAGAUGAUUGAGUUUUUACCUGGUCCAGUG
Messenger RNA from Tricharina praecox, 1772 nucleotides. RefSeq lists its product as uncharacterized. The record is from RefSeq and is a predicted model, not a curated record. Lineage: Eukaryota; Fungi; Ascomycota; Pezizomycetes; Pezizales; Pyronemataceae. The coding region runs from base 280 to 1629 and encodes 449 amino acids. The transcript is spliced from 2 exons. Gene Ontology annotation, cellular component: cytoplasm. Gene Ontology annotation, biological process: protein refolding. Gene Ontology annotation, molecular function: Hsp70 protein binding.